UGCUGCUCCUACAACGCUCUGGGUGCACGGAGCUGGAUCUCUCCAGACAUGCAAUCGAAAUCCUACAAUUAAAUUAAUGAUACAGACCUCAUCCCGAGCCAUGUCCUGCUACGACCGAUGUCCCUCCACCUCCUGCGGCCCCACCCCGCUGGCCAACAGCUGCAAUGAGCCCUGCGUCCGGCAGUGCCAGGACUCCACCGUGGUCAUCCAGCCCUCGCCCGUGGUGGUCACCCUGCCUGGGCCCAUCCUCAGCUCCUUCCCCCAGAACACCACUGUGGGAUCCUCAGCGUCCGCGGCCGUCGGGAGCGCUCUGAGUGCCGGGGGGGUCCCCAUCUCCUCGGGCAGCUCCUUGGGGCUUGGGGGCUUUGGCUACCCCGGGCUGGGCAGUGGCUACAGCCGGCCCUACCGGCGCUACAACCCCUCCCGCAGCGGCUUCUACGGGCCCUGCUAAGGCGGGAGGGAAAGCGGGAGAAAAAGACCAGGAAUGCUGAAUCCCACCCCGUCCCUGGAGCACGACUGAGCUCAGGAUUUGCAAAAGCGAUGUCAGAUCCCUGCAGCUCCACCUGAACGGAGUCAGUCAGCCCCUGGAAUGAGGCCACUACUCCUGGUUUACUCCUUUAUGUUUCUAAUCCAUUUUGUAGCUCUGCUGCUCGGUGUAUUUGGUACUACCGGGUAUAAAAGUUUAAAUUUAGGAAGUAGGUGGGGCUUGCUUCUCAGGGUGCAUUGGAAGAAGAGCUCUGCCUGUGGAACACGUCCCCCUGAACCGAGCCUUUCCCCCCACACUGACCCCUGGUGCUUUGCAGGGCUUUAAUCCUCUCGUUGGGAUUAAUAAAGUGAUGCUUUUAUUGUAA
Molecule: messenger RNA, 851 nt
Organism: Corvus hawaiiensis (hawaiian crow)
Lineage: Eukaryota; Metazoa; Chordata; Aves; Passeriformes; Corvidae
Product: feather keratin 1-like
Exons: 2
Coding region: 77-451 (124 amino acids)
Cellular component (GO): intermediate filament
Molecular function (GO): structural constituent of cytoskeleton
Source: RefSeq, a predicted model, not a curated record